CGUAGUAGAAUUAUGUUUAAUUGAGUAAGCAUAAUGGCCGCCACAUAAUGAUUUCCACUUUAUAUGUAUCUUCCCAUGCUCUGCUAUAGGGCAAAACUCACCUACUCAGCACGCACAUCAGUGUCCACCUCCAAUUCCCUAUCAUAUAUACCUUAUAUAUAUAUUCUCGGUGCUCACCUUGUCCUUCUAUCUUAUAAGCAAUUUCACAAUCUUUGUCUAGUUAAGAUAUUCAUAGUGUUAUAAAGAAUUUUCAUUUUCACCUAUUUCAUAUACUAGAAUCUUCGGGGAAAGUUAUAUCGAUACAUAUCAGUGUUGGCCGAUGACGGGAGAGGCAAUAGAGUUGAACAUGAGCCCUGACACUUGGAGGGAACAUGCAGGCAUUUCCACCGUAAUUUCUGCUCCUCCAUCUCAACUCCAUUGCCCUUCAAUGGCAAGGUCACCUUUAUUAGAUAUAGCACCAAAAACCCCUAAAAGCCCAUUAGCUUCCCGUCUGAUGACUCCGAUAGCGAGCCCCGUGAAGAAGGCAAUUACAAGCAUGCAAUGUUACUUAGAAGAAGUUGGUCACUUCACCAAGCUUGAUCCCCAAGAAGCAUGGCUUCCUAUAACGGAGUCUAGGAGCGGUAAUGCUUACUACUCGGCUUUUCAUACUCUCAGUUCUGGCAUUGGAGUGCAAGCCCUUGUUCUUCCCUUAGCUUUCACUACCCUUGGGUGGACUUGGGGACUUGUAAGUCUAUCUCUAAUUUUUAUGUGGCAGCUAUAUACUUUAUGGCUGUUGAUUCAGCUACAUGAAUCUGAGUCUGGAAUGCGCUAUAGCAGAUACCUUAGACUAUCAAUGGCAGCUUUUGGUGAAAAGCUAGGGAAAUUGCUUUCCCUCUUUCCAAUCAUGUAUUUAUCAGGCGGCACAUGUGUGACUCUGAUUAUGAUUGGAGGUGGAACAAUGAAAAUCCUUUUCCAAAUUGUCUGCGGAGAAACGUGUAAUUUGAAGCCACUGCUAACAACAGAAUGGUACUUAUUGUUCACUUGUUCGGCCAUUGUAAUAGCUCAGCUGCCCAACUUAAAUUCAAUAGCUGGAGUAUCGCUAAUUGGAGCAGUAACAGCUGUAAGCUACUGUACCCUGAUAUGGGUAGUGUCCAUUAUUCAAGGGAGGCCAACGGAUGUCUCCCAUGAUCCUCCAGAAGCAAAUUCUGAUACGGCCAGACUUUGUAGCAUCUUCAAUGCGCUUGGGAUAAUUGCCUUUGCUUUCAGAGGUCACAAUCUUGUGCUCGAAAUACAGGGGACUAUGCCUUCAAGUGCAAAGCAGCCAUCUCGUCUGCCUAUGUGGAGAGGAGUAAAGUUCGCAUAUUUAAUUAUAGCAAUGUGCUUGUUUCCACUAGCAAUUGGUGGCUAUUGGGCUUAUGGAAACUUGAUACCAGGAAAUGGAGGGAUGCUAAACGCUUUGUACAAAUUCCAUGGACAUGACACAUCAAAGACUCUACUUGGACUAACAAGCUUACUUGUUGUGAUUAACUGCCUAAGCUCGUUUCAGAUAUAUGCCAUGCCAGUAUUUGACAAUUUAGAACUUAGAUAUACAAGCAAAAUGAAUAAACCAUGCCCAAGAUGGCUACGCUCAGUAAUUAGAAUGUUCUUCGGGUGUUUGGCAUUCUUUAUAGCCGUGGCAUUUCCAUUCUUGCCUAGCUUGGCAGGAUUGAUAGGAGGGAUUGCACUACCAGUCACCUUAGCAUAUCCAUGUUUCAUGUGGAUAAUCAUGAAGAAACCCCAUAAAUAUGGUGCCAUCUGGUGCUUGAAUUGGACACUGGGACUGUUCGGCAUGGUGCUUAGCAUCCUUGUGGUCGCUGCAGCAAUAUGGACUAUCGUGACUAUGGGAAUAGAAAUUCACUUCUUCAAGCCGCAGUAAGAAGUAGCUGAACGCAGCUGCCCCGCACUGGACGCAGACCUGUUAACCUGACUAUAAUCUGCUCAUUGUAAAGCAAAAUGACAUGAAAGGGGCAAUGCACUAUUCCUUAACAACUUGAAGAACCCCUCUCACUCUCUUAAUUGUAGAAUAUUAAAUUCUUGGGUCCUUGAUAUGUAACACUCCCAACCCAGCAAACUGAUAAUAUUAUAUAAAUAAAGAGCCUAUUUUGCUUCCUCUGA
This is a messenger RNA of Ricinus communis (castor bean), 2133 nucleotides long. Its product is annotated as lysine histidine transporter-like 8. The record is from RefSeq and is a predicted model, not a curated record. The transcript is spliced from 5 exons. NCBI's taxonomy places the organism in Eukaryota, Viridiplantae, Streptophyta, Magnoliopsida, Malpighiales, Euphorbiaceae. Gene Ontology annotation, cellular component: plasma membrane. Bases 320 to 1894 code for a protein of 524 amino acids.